Symbiodinium sp. CCMP2456 is the source of this 480-nucleotide messenger RNA. Lineage: Eukaryota; Dinophyceae; Suessiales; Symbiodiniaceae. The record is from the annotation of a GenBank genome assembly.
GUGCAUAGCCUCGGCAUCGACCACGUUCGGGAAGCCGACAUGGUCUGGAUUGCCGAGGAGGCCUACAACGCCCCACUUCCGCCUGGCUGGACGGAGCAUGUGGAUGCCAACGGCCGAACUUACUUCUACAACACGAACCUGCGGGAGUCGCUAUGGAAGCAUCCCAUGGAUCAGGAGUUUGUAGAGAUCGCCAACUACUGGAGGCGAGCCCUUAAGGAUGGCGGCUUCUGGGAUAUCGACGAAGAGCUGGCCGAAAUGGAGGAGAAAAUCCGCGCCAAUCUGGCCAAUUGGAUGGAGCUCUACGACGACUCCGGCCAGAAGUUCUAUUUCAACCGGAAGACGGAGGAGAGUCUGUUCGACGACCCACGUCACACGACGUACCACAGCCUCUACACCAGAAUCAGGUUUGUGAACAUGAUGAAAGAGAAGCUGCCCUUGCUCGCCCUGGCCCCACGAGCCACAGCCACGGCCUCAUCCUGA